This is a messenger RNA of Anneissia japonica, 1383 nucleotides long. RefSeq lists its product as uncharacterized. The record is from RefSeq and is a predicted model, not a curated record. The transcript has a single exon. The annotation marks the transcript as partial. Lineage: Eukaryota; Metazoa; Echinodermata; Crinoidea; Comatulida; Comatulidae.
AUGCGCAGCAGAAAAUUGCCACGGCCUAAAACGGCCAAAGAAACGAAAAGAUUUAUUGGAGCAGUAAAUUAUGUAUCAAAUUUCUUUCCGAAAGUACAAGAAAUAUUAAGUCCUUUACACAAAAUCACUAACAAAAGGCGCAAUUUUGAAUGGACUAACGUACACCAAAAUGCCUUUGAUAAAAUUAAAGAACUAAUGGUUAAGCCACCAAUUCUUAAAAUGCCGACUAAAAACGGUAGAUUUAAAAUAUACAGUGAUACAUCUAGGACUGCAACAGGCUCAUACUUAACACAAACCGUUAAUGAUGAAGAACACAUAAUUGGAUAUUAUUCAAAAGUCCUCCCUGAAGCUUGCAAACGAUACAGUGUAACAGAAUUAGAACUAUUUGGUCUUUACAUUAACAUAUCAGCAUUUAAGCAUUUGUUAAAAGGAUGCGAGUUUGAUGCAUUUGUUGAUCACUCAGCCAUUGUUCAGAUUUGGAACUCUAAAGACCAACCUUGCACAAAUCGCCUACAAAAACUAAUACUAAGAUUAUCAGGCUCUGUUUUUAAAAUUGGAUACAAAAAGGGUACUGAAUUAGUACUAGCUGACUUCCUAUCUCGUGCACCAAGGGAUGAGGAUUCUGAAAUUGAUCAAAUUGUACCAAUUGCAUUCACCUGUUCUGAAAUUGAUACCAACGAUAGUUUUAAUCCAACAACACAAACAAUUUCAAGACCAGUAACUAGGUCAUAUGCUAGGAAAAUGGGAAUUAAAAUACCAGACCUCUACAAACCCAAACAAACACAAAUCAAUGACACGAGUACUACACAGCACACGACAACAGCCACGCGACCUCAAACAUCACCACAAACAGACACACAACACCAAUCACCCACACCUCCACUCACUACACCUAGUACACUUCGACCAUCAACUGACCCACUAAUAGUACCACCAUUAUCAAUUCCAGACAGACCUAAACAACAACCAACAGUACUUAGGGAACAGAGACUCGUGGAUAAAGAAAAUAAUGAUAUAACUUAUAGAGAUGUACCAAUUGAAUUGUACACAUCACCAAGCCCGUUGGUUCCAACUAUUACUGAACUAAAAACAACACACAUCCCGAAACAAAAGGAAUUAGACAAAUUGAUGGACGUUAUCCGUAGAAAAAUAAUCAGAGAUUAUAAUUUGCCAGUUGAUGUUAAACAAUUACAAAUUGAACAGGAAACGUCACCAUUCUUUAAACCUGUCUACGAUUAUUUAGCUCAUGAUAUUCUGCCAGCCGAUAAGAAGGCAGCAAGAGCGAUUCAAACCAAAUCAGAACAGUACAUACUUUGUAACGGUUUAUUUCGUUUUUUCCUACAAAACAAAGGUGAUGAUUUCAUAUUACAAUUAGCAAUACCA